This is a messenger RNA of Sorghum bicolor (sorghum), 2641 nucleotides long. RefSeq names its product zinc finger CCCH domain-containing protein 13. Gene Ontology annotation, molecular function: metal ion binding. The transcript has 10 exons. Lineage: Eukaryota; Viridiplantae; Streptophyta; Magnoliopsida; Poales; Poaceae. The record is from RefSeq and is a predicted model, not a curated record. The coding region runs from base 1322 to 2302 and encodes 326 amino acids.
CUCCCUCCCUCUCGCUCUCAUUCUCGAUCCGCGCUUAGUUCGUCGUUUUAGGGCUUUGCAUCGCUACUGUCUGCUUCUGGGUUUUGCGGUACCCAAAAUGUUGUCGAUUUUAUGUCAAUCUGUCGGAUUAGGUUAUUUGGAUGGUUUCAAUCCGAGCAAAGAGAUGCAUCUUCUGCCUGUUUAUUGAUCGAGUUAUUGGGAUGAUUUGUUGAUGACUGGAGGCAAAAGCCCAAUGUUUCAAUGCUAGUGGUGCAGCAAACACUGACAGAUAGCAAUGUGAUCUGAAUCAUAUGGUCUCAGGAGCAGAGCUAGCAAACAGGGAAGAUAGUUGCAACUGCAAGAAUUAUAUAAUGGUAACAACUUGCAAGUGCAUCCUUUGAGGAUGUACCAAUGGGUGUGCAAAUGUUAAUAGCUGACCAUUCUGGGAGGCUUUAUAGUUUCUACUCGUGGCUGAGAAGACUCUACACUUCAAUUGCAUAAUAGUAUGAUGGUUUGGCACCUGAAUCUUUUCUCAGUUCGUGUUAUAUCUUCUCGUCUUAUGGUGCAUAUACACUAUGAUGAUUCCUGUGUAGUGGUACUUGAACUGAGUGUUUGCUGUUGCAGAACACAAAAAUCAUCAACAAGCCUGAUUUCAUUGCAGAUAAUCUUGGCAAUGGCAUUGCUGGUUAUUAUUUUUAUUUUACAAUAGAUGUCUCAUGGGCAGAUUUGUUGAGAUUGACUGCUUUCAGAGGAUGACACAUCAUAUUUCCAUCCUGGCCUUCUUUUCAGUUGGCAAUCGGUCAUUUAUGAUCACUUGAAUGCUUAACCUGAAUCAGAAUAACUUAAUAUGGAAGAUAUCAUACAUUUUUUCUUCUCGAUGAGGUUCAUGCUAUGGUCAGUGAGCUUUAACAAUGCUGUUAGAAGCUUUUGCAACUAACUGAAACACGCCCUUUGAAUAUACUGCAUCAAGCUAUAUCCGUGGCUUUAUUGUUAUCUGCCCUUCAAGCAUCAUCUUGGAACAGGAUUUUUGGCAGUCAUAUGGAUAACAUCUGAUCAAGUGAAGUUAAAUUUGUUUGGUGCUAUUGGAGUUUUGGGAGAUUUUGUGUCAUGAUGAUUGGAACAUGAUAGCUAAUUAUAAUUAAUUUUGGUGAUUCCAUCCAAAUAUACUACAGGGGAUUGGUAUUACAAGUAUUGGAUCUAUUCUAAGUGGUGAAUCAUGAUGUGUAAUCAUGCAUUGGCAUCUACUCUUUCAUUAGUUGUAUUGGCUCGUCUGUGUUUAUGGCCUAUGGUGUAUUGAUGUUAUUGUGGACCCUCUAAUUCUUGUAGCUAAUUGAAUAACCAUAUGGCUCAAGGUUUUGGGAGAAGGGACUACAGAGAUCAUGAGUUUAGACUCAGGCCUGAGAGAAGACACUCACCUAGGUAUUCCCCCGAAAGAGAUGCCAGGCGUCGUUCCUUUCGUGAUAAGAGACCAAGUUCUGAAGAGAGGGGAUCUAGUCGUUCAAGAUCACCUAUUAGGAAGAGUGAGAGAAAACAUAGCAAAAGUCCUGAUGGUGGAAAAACCGAUUCAUCCAUAAGUUAUAGAAGUUCUGAUAACGAAGACAGAGGAAAAGAUGAAAGGUACUUAAGCAGUGAUGAGAAAAAUGGUCGUGAAGAACAACUGAAACAAAUGCAUCUGGACAUGGAAGUAUUGCGUGAAGAUAAAUCAAAGCUGGAGGCAAUAUUGGAGAAGAAGACUGAUGAAGAGCGCAAACUUUGUAGCAGAGUAGAAGAUCUUGAGUUGCAAUUGAACAAAGAGAAAGAAGAUUGCCAAAGGAUGACCUCCAAAACCAAAAAGCUAAUCAAAGCACAUGGGCGUUAUAUAAAAGCACAGGAUGAUUUAAAGAGGUCUCAGGCUCGCUUUGAGAGGCUAGCAGAUUUGCUUGCUUCAGAUAUUUUGAAGCCUUGUACCAAGGAGCAGGGUUCCAUCGGGAUUACUGCUAAUGAAGAUCUAUAUACUGGUAAUGAAAUGAGCCCAAGUGACCAAAGGCAAAACCAUGUUUCAGCUUCGAGAAAAAGACCUAUUUCCCUCCCAACAAGUGAAGAAGCAAAAACUGGAAAGAAACAGAGAGAGAAUGACGAAGAUAUGAUCCCAACAUCAGAGAACUAUAGACCUGAAGAUGCUCUAGAACAUGUCCAAGAUAGCAAGGGAACUGAUCUACCAGAAUCAUUUACAGUGAAGAAGUUAAGGGAGGGUGACUACGUUGAUGUUGGAAACAUUGUCUCUUCAAGCAAUAUUUUUGCGGAUAGGUACAAGGGUGACGAUGAGGAAGUUGAUGUUGAUUAGUGAGUGGAUGCUGUCAGUGGUUGAUAAUGAUUUGAGCUUUAGGAAGCAAUUUCAACAGACGACAUCUAUGCCAGCUUCUAAAACUACUCGUAUGCCUUUUGCAUCGUAGGGGCUGGUAUAUUUGGUAGCUAUUUAUGUGCUUAGACUGAGUUGUGAUGCUGUCAAACGUGAGUACAUUAUUUUUCUUUUGUGUUUCGUGAGGCUCGAAGAGGAUACUAAUCUGUACUCGCUUUAUGUAUUAUUCCUAGCCAGUUUGAAUAGAGACUUUUGGAUUGGUUGUGUUAUUCUACCUCAGCCUCAGGUUACAAACCAUGCAUCCAUGAUUCAUUUAUCAACCUA